GAGAGCAACUCCUCCUUACCACAGGGCGGAAAAAAAGGGAAAGGAAAAAAAAAAGAGAGAGAGAGAGAAGAAAUCCUCCGGAAUGGCGGCGUCCGGCGAGGGCGCGUCGCUGCCGUCGCAGGGCGGCGGGGAGGACGCCCGGCGGCGGCGGGUGAGCUACUUCUACGAGCCGUCGAUCGGCGACUACUACUACGGGCAGGGGCACCCGAUGAAGCCCCACCGCAUCCGCAUGGCGCACUCGCUGGUCGUCCACUACGGCCUCCACCGCCUCCUCGAGCUCUCCCGCCCCUACCCGGCCUCCGAGGCCGACAUCCGCCGCUUCCACUCCGACGACUACGUCGCCUUCCUCGCCUCCGCCACCGGCAACCCGGCCCUCCUCGACGCCCGCGCCGUCAAGCGCUUCAACGUCGGCGAGGACUGCCCCGUCUUCGACGGCCUCUUCCCCUUCUGCCAGGCCUCCGCGGGGGGCAGCAUCGGCGCCGCCGUCAAGCUCAACCGCGGGGACGCCGACAUCACCGUCAACUGGGCGGGGGGCCUCCACCACGCCAAGAAGGGCGAGGCCUCCGGGUUCUGCUACGUCAACGACAUCGUCCUCGCCAUCCUCGAGCUCCUCAAGUUCCACAGGCGUGUGCUAUAUGUAGACAUUGAUGUCCACCAUGGAGAUGGUGUGGAGGAAGCUUUCUUCACUACAAAUCGAGUCAUGACUUGUUCUUUUCACAAGUACGGGGAUUUUUUCCCUGGUACUGGACAUAUCAGUGAUAUUGGAAUAGGCGAAGGGAAACAUUAUGCUUUAAAUGUGCCCCUGAGUGAUGGUAUUGAUGAUGACACCUUUCGUGAUCUGUUCCAGUGCAUCAUUAAAAAGGUAAUGGAGGUUUAUCAGCCAGACGUUGUUGUACUCCAGUGUGGAGCAGACUCUUUGGCUGGAGACAGGUUAGGUUGCUUCAACCUGUCUGUGAAAGGUCAUGCAGACUGCCUCCGUUACCUUAGGUCUUUCAAUAUUCCUAUGAUGGUUUUAGGAGGUGGGGGUUACACCAUCAGAAAUGUUGCUCGCUGCUGGUGCUAUGAGACUGCAGUUGCUGUUGGAGUUGAACCUGAUAACAAGUUACCUUAUAAUGACUACUAUGAGUACUUUGGUCCUGAUUAUAAUCUUCAUAUUCAACCAAGAAGUGUGGAGAACCUGAAUACAACUAAAGAGUUGGAGAACAUGAAGACCAUGAUAUUGGAACAUCUCUCACAAAUAGAGCAUGUUCCAAGCACUCAGUUUCAUGACAGACCAUCAGACCCUGAAGCUCCACAGGAGGAAGAGGAGGACAUGGACAAGAGACCACCUCAGCGCAGUAGAUUAUGGAGUGGAGGAGCUUAUGAGUCUGAUACAGAGGAUCCUGACAACAUGAAAACUGAGACGAAUGACUUAUCUGCCAGCUCUGUCAUGAAGGAUGAAUCAAAUGGUGAUUCCUAGAAGAGAUCCUGCGAUUCUGGUUCUCAGCACCCCUGAUUUCGAUGUGCAUGCUGAAGAACAGGGAAAGUAUUUGAAGAUGUCUGAUGUCCGUGCCUGACCAUUUUGCAAAACAAUGAACGUUAUUUUUUUGGAUGCUUCUAACCUUCAAGCAUGUCGGUAAUUCUACUUAGUCGGCACAUCCUCAAAUGGUUUGUGCAAGAGAGGAGUGUAUUCUGGAAUUAUCGUGCGCUGAUAUGGAUUUAUAGUUUUAUGUUUAUACUUUGAUAUGUUGAAACUCAUACCACAAAAUCCGCAAUCUACUCGCUAGCAUGUCCGGACUUAUUUUGUGGCA
This is a messenger RNA of Oryza brachyantha (malo sina), 1790 nucleotides long. RefSeq names its product histone deacetylase 6-like. The transcript has 6 exons. Gene Ontology annotation, molecular function: histone deacetylase activity. The coding region runs from base 83 to 1459 and encodes 458 amino acids. Lineage: Eukaryota; Viridiplantae; Streptophyta; Magnoliopsida; Poales; Poaceae. The record is from RefSeq and is a predicted model, not a curated record.